Trichomonas vaginalis G3 is the source of this 618-nucleotide messenger RNA. RefSeq lists its product as uncharacterized. The record is from RefSeq and is a predicted model, not a curated record. The annotation marks the transcript as partial. Lineage: Eukaryota; Parabasalia; Trichomonadida; Trichomonadidae. The transcript has a single exon.
AUGGUUGACUUCAAUACUAUCGCUUCAUUCGUUAUAACAGAUGAAACAGAUUUCAUGGAGAUUGAAAUAGAUGGAAAGAAGCACGAAAUAAGAUUUCACAAUAAUGUAGAAUAUAAGAUGGAAACAUUAGCUGGAGUGUUAAAUGCUCUCAUAAAUACUACAAUAAACAAGGAUAACGAAGAAAACUUAAUGAAUGUUAAACUUAUUGCAGGAGUUUUGAAGUUCAGUUAUGCGAAGGAGUUUAAGAUACCACGAAUGAGUCAUAGAGUACAACUUCUUUUGGGUGCAUACCAUAUGACAUUUCCUUUGAAAAGUGUUGACAAAACGAUUGAGAUGAAAUCUGUUCCAUACGUAUGUUAUGGCAAUUGUUUGUACAUUGAGUCUAAAAUAGCUAAUGUCACAGGCAUUUCAGGAGUUAAUAGUAAAGGUUCAGUAGAAUAUAAAUCCUUCUGUUAUGCAGUAAAUUCAAUGUUCAUUCCAAACGUUCCUGUCAUAGCAACUCAUUUAGGUAAAUGGGUUCGCAUUAGUCCUCAUAAUUUGAAAGACAUGCAAUUCAGACUUGUUGACUUUCAAGGAGAGCCUGUAGAACUGAAGGCACCAGUGCGAAUGACUGUUGAA